CGAAGAUAUCUUGAACCGGAAACGCCACGAUUUCAUUCAGUGGCCACAAGUUCCACAUCAUAUUUUUGACAAGUUGUCAAAACCCGGAACGAAAACGAAACGUACAGGUGAAACUCGUCGCCGCUCGUUGGCAAAUUCCAUAGUCCUCUACAUUACAACUAUUCAUGUCGUUCACUUUCUCCCGUUCGACGUAGGAAAAAGACGGGGAAUUUGUGUUAAGUCAGUGCCCGGUUAUACCCUGAAUUGUACAUUAAAUCAACACCAUGAACAUCCCGAAUGAGUAUAUAUCCAAAACAGAAGACAUCGCCGACCAGGUGAUUCGCAAAGGCAAACAUGUUCUUCCCACGAUUGCGCGUUUAUGCCUAAUUGCAACAUUCCUCGAAGAUGGCCUCCGAAUGUGGUUCCAAUGGAACGAGCAACGUGAAUAUAUGGACAUGAGCUGGGGAUGUGGUAAAUUCCUGGCAACACUCUUCGUCCUAAUUAAUCUGUUCGGACAAAUUGGUGGCUGUAUAAUGGUUAUCACAAGAUAUAAGGUUGAAAUUGCCGUUGGCGUCCUCUUCUUCAUUGUUAUAUUGCAGACUGUUGCAUAUUCCAUUCUCUGGGACAUUCAAUUCUUGCUAAGGAAUCUGGCAUUGCUGGGUGCACUACUUCUCGUACUUGCCGAGUCUCGGGUUGAAGGCCGGAGCUUAUUUGCUGGUGUACCAAGCAUGGGUGAAAACAAACCUAAAAAUGUUAUGCAGCUAGCUGGACGUAUUUUGCUUGCUUUCAUGUUCAUCACACUUAUUCGUUUCGAGCUGAGUUUCUUACAGAUCCUGCAAGAUAUUCUCGGAUCGAUAUUGAUGGUUCUAGUAACAAUCGGUUAUAAGACAAAACUCUCAGCUUUGAUUCUUGUCGCACUCCUUACAAUUCUUAAUUUAUAUCACAAUGCCUGGUGGACGAUUCCUUCAUACAAACCCCUCAGAGACUUUUUGAAAUAUGACUUCUUCCAGACAUUGUCCGUUAUCGGUGGUUUACUUAUGAUUGUGUCACUAGGACCUGGUGGUGUGUCAAUGGAUGAGCAUAAGAAAAAGUGGUAAACUAAAGAUUAAGGCAGCGUAAUAAGAAAAGACUAUACCAAGAUGGCGAAAUGAUAUUUUUUAAAAAGUCGAUUUCUCCUUCCCUUUCUUCUUGAUAGCGUAACUCCAUCAUCAUACGUUUAUUUAAUUUUGUCGUAAAUAACCGUAAAUGGCGCUUGGUUGAAGGUUGCCAAUUUAAGAAUUUUGUUGAUAUUUUUAUUAUACAUGCAAUUCAAAACAAGAAAGCAAACCAUAAGACGUCAGCUCACUUGAACCAUUUUUUAUAUUUUAUGAAAAAAUUUACAUCAUUUACAUUCUUCUGUUCCUUUAUCCUUUUUGUUAUCAUGUUUUCCUUAUAUUAGAUAUAUUUUUUCAGUAAAGCACAAGUUUUAAGGAAAACAUUUGAAAUUUUGUAAAAAGAUAAGAAAAAGUCAUAGAUGUGCGUCCUCCGAAACUCAAGAUUUUGGUUUCUUUUUGCUUUUUUCUAAGAAAAAUAUGUAAAGUAUUGGCUGAAGGCACGUGGUCCUUAUCGGUAAUUGUAGAACGAGCAUGAGAAAUGAAAUAACAAGAAAUUGUAAGCGAAUAUGUUGAUUUUUAAGCAUGAAAAUAUUUUAUACAAGAAUAAAAACUAUAAAAAUAGAAAUGUA
Messenger RNA from Hermetia illucens (black soldier fly), 1702 nucleotides. It is a transcript of the gene Surf4, whose product is annotated as surfeit locus protein 4 homolog. Gene Ontology annotation, biological process: Golgi organization. Gene Ontology annotation, cellular component: endoplasmic reticulum; endoplasmic reticulum-Golgi intermediate compartment; membrane. The transcript has 5 exons. The record is from RefSeq and is a predicted model, not a curated record. Lineage: Eukaryota; Metazoa; Arthropoda; Insecta; Diptera; Stratiomyidae. Bases 264 to 1076 code for a protein of 270 amino acids.